This is a messenger RNA of Acanthosepion pharaonis, 1086 nucleotides long. The record is from the annotation of a GenBank genome assembly. Lineage: Eukaryota; Metazoa; Mollusca; Cephalopoda; Sepiida; Sepiidae.
AUGUUUGUUUCUUUCUUUCUAUUGGACAUGUCUCUUCAUAACGCGAACUUUUCCUAUCUAUCUAUCUAUCUAUCUAUCUAUCUAUCAUUUCUAACAAAUUUUAUACCAAGCGCUUUGACUUUUUCAGACAAUCACUGUGUAAAACGAUUUUUUUGUCCUUGGGUUAAUCUGUUCAUUAUCUCUCUCUCUCUCUCUCUCUCUCUCUCUCUCUCUCUCUCUCUCUCUCUCUCGAAUUGUCCCAUAUACAAGGCUGCUAGCUUUCCCCUCUGUUACAACCAUAUCUACGUGCUCAAAAUCCGACUGACAACAACUACUAUCUCCACUCAGUUGUUUAAAUCCGUUUCGUCCCCGACUUUUGCUUCAGACACGUCUUUCCAUAAACUGGACAUUAUUCAUUCCCUGGUUCAUGGCAAGAACCAUAUUUUUUCUUCUUAUAUUUCUUUCCUUUGUGUUCCGAAUAGAGAUUUCGUUUUCCCUUUCAUAUUAAUUUUUUUUCUUUUUUCUUUCAUUUUUGCUUUUCUCUGCUUCCUUUCUUUCAUCAACUACUGCCUUCUAUUUUCUUUCUUUCUUUCUUUCUUUCUUUCUUUCUUUCUUUCUUUCUUUCUUUCUUUCUUUCUUUUUAUACAGCAAACAUUCUUUUCUCAUUCCGUAUAUGAUUUUUCUUUCCUACUGCUUUCUUUCUUUCUUUCUUUCUUUCUUUUUAUCUGCUUUUCUCCCGUUUCCCGAUUACGCCAUUAUUUCUUAGUUUUCCUGCCCAAAACGAUACAUUCUCCUUCUUUAGUUACGCUGACCUCUUUUCAUGGCCUAAUCUUUACUGACAUCGGACUCGUCUUGUCCCUCGACACCUUAAAAAGAAUUAGAAUUCUUACAAAUCUCUCUCUCUCUCUCUCUCUCUCUCUCUCUCUCUCUCUCUCUGUCUUAUUAUCGCUGCAAAGAGUAUAUAUCUCCUUUUCUCUUUCUUUUUUUAAAAUUGUAUCUCUCUUUCAUUCUUUCACAAUUUCUGUUUUCGUUUUUCACAAUUUUCUAUUUUCUUUCUUUCGAUCUUAUAGUACCAGGCAUAACCCCACUAACUUAUUCAAAUCAUAA